This is a messenger RNA of Suhomyces tanzawaensis NRRL Y-17324, 3123 nucleotides long. RefSeq lists its product as uncharacterized. The record is from RefSeq and is a predicted model, not a curated record. The transcript has 2 exons. Gene Ontology annotation, biological process: mitochondrial tRNA 3'-end processing; telomere maintenance via telomerase. NCBI's taxonomy places the organism in Eukaryota, Fungi, Ascomycota, Pichiomycetes, Serinales, Debaryomycetaceae. Gene Ontology annotation, molecular function: telomeric repeat DNA binding; 3'-tRNA processing endoribonuclease activity. Bases 1 to 3123 code for a protein of 1040 amino acids. Gene Ontology annotation, cellular component: chromosome, telomeric region; telomerase holoenzyme complex; mitochondrion.
AUGAUCAGUAUAACGACGGUGUCCCACAAGACCGAUGAUGUUCGUCAUCCAUUGCUCAUGUUGACCAACAGAGAGGGUUCGAAAUAUUUCUUUGGGAAGGUGCCAGAAGGAACGCAGAGAAUGCUCAAUGCCAGCAGAAUUAAGCUUGGGAACCUUAAGAGUGUAUUCUUGACAGGAACACUCAGUUCCUGGUCAGACAUCGGUGGAUUACCAGGAUUCUUCUUAACCUUGAGUGAUAGCACCAAGAAAGGAAUCGAGGUAUUCACUAACUCAAGUAAGAUCUUAUCAUAUAUCGUUGCCACUUGGAGAGGGUUUGUUUUCAGAAAAGGUGUGGAGUUGAAAAUUCAUGAUACACAAGACCAUGGCAUCAUCGGUGACAAUAAUCUUACUAUUAAACCUAUUCUCAUUGCCAGAAAGGAUGCCAACGACUACGACCCAUCAUUAUCGUUAAAGUUAUCCAACGGAAUCAAAAAAAUCUCCUCGUUGAUGUUCCCUUUGGAUACAUCAAAAGUCAAUACAAGUGAUCCUGAAUCAUACAGAUCUGAUCCCACAGAAACAGAAAUCCACACACAUACAAGCCUCCCAUCUCCAGAGGAGAUUGAGCCAUCCAAAAGCCAAAAGUCUAUUAAUUAUCUUAUCAGAAUACUUCCAGCACGAGGUAAAUUCGACCCUCAAAAGGCAAAGGCAUUAGGGCUCAAACCAGGAUUAAAUUAUAGAAAGUUGAGCCAGGGACUCUCUGUGACCAAUGAUGAAGGACAGGUUGUCACCCCUGAACAAGUUUUAGAGCCCUCAAAGCUGUACCCUAAAGUGUUGAUUCUUGAUAUCCCAAAUGUUCAUUAUCUUGAGCCAACAAUCAAUUCCCCAGAAUGGUUCAUCAAUGAUGAAGAUAGAGGGGAUGAAGAAAUAAAAUUAGUAUAUCACUUUUUGGGCGACGAUAUCGAUUUUGAAGGAACAGCCUAUCGUUCGUUUUUGGGUAGAUUUCCAAGCGAUUGCAAACAUGUUAUUAGUCACUCCAAAAUUGCUGACAACACAUUAAACUUCAAGCAUUCUGCCAUCAACACAUUAUUGUUGAAGAGCAUUGUCAAGGACAAAUUCAACUUGCCUCAUUUCGACGCUUACCAUCCAUUAGCGACUCAAGGUGACACUAAAUACAAGUUGCAACAGGCUCAAGUGUUUCUGAUUGGUACUGAAGAAAUCCACGUAGACGAAUCACUGAUUUCCUUGGAUACUUGGUCUACGCUAUAUGACUCCGAGAUUGAACCCUUGGGGUUGGGUAGUAACAAGGCAGAAACUUUGAGCGAGGAGUUGGUUUCUUUGGAAAUGGUGCAGGAGAGUAAUACUUCAUUGAAAGAUCAAAUUCAUGUGGUAACUUUGGGAACUGGAUCUGCCAUUCCAUCCUUGCAUCGUAAUGUGAUUUCUACGUUGAUUAGAGUUCCCCAUGUUGAAGAUGGAAGUUUGUCAACCAAAUCCAUUAUCUUGGAUGGUGGUGAAAAUACCCUUGGUACCAUUUUGAGGCAUUUUGAUGCAGCACAACUCCCAGAAGUAUUCCAAGAAAUAUCGCUAAUUCAUUUGAGUCAUUUGCACGCGGACCAUCAUUUGGGAAUCGUUUCGUUGAUUAACAAAUGGUUUGAAUACAAUCAAAACACGACCAAGAAGCUCUAUUUGGUUAUUCCAUGGCAGUAUGAUAAAUUUAUUCAGGAAUGGUACAAGUUUGAAGCUGAAUUUAAUGCAUCCGUGGACUUGACCAGAUUAGCCUACCUUAGUUGUGAAGAGUUCAUUCACGACAGAGCACCAGAAUACCAAUCAAUAGAACUUGAAGAGUUUGAAAGAAGAUACGAGUGUCAAGAUCUCACCAGAGUUCUUCCUAGAAAGCCGUUGGCCCCCAAAAACGAUCAGCUCAUACAAGAAUUAUACCAUGACCUUAAAAUCAAUUCCAUUAAAACCGUGAGAGCACUUCACUGUGCAUGGGCAUAUUCAAUCACCGUGAAUCUUCAGGUUGGAAGUGAGACGUUUCAAGUAGCAUACUCCGGAGACACGAGACCCAAUCCUAAGUUUGUUGACCUUGGUUAUGGAAGUGACUUGUUAAUUCACGAAUCGACCCUUGAUAAUGAGUUGAUUGAGGAAGCCUUGGCAAAGAAACACUCCACCAUGAUAGAGGCAGUGGCGAUGGCGAGAUACAUGAACUGUCCCAAAGUAAUUCUCACUCAUUUCAGUACCAGGUAUUCGAUCAAGAAUGAUAUCUCCACCGACCCAAUCCGCUUGACCAAAUUGGCAGACCAAUUGAACGAGUAUUUAGUGAAAUAUUCGUCUCCUUCCAAUAUUUUCAACCUUGAAAGGCACAAUAGAGAGGUUAAGGGAUACGAUGAGUUGGAGAUUUGUUUUGCAUUCGAUGCCAUGAAUGUUAGGUAUGGAGACAUCGAUUACCAAAGAUCUUACCAGGAAGUUCUUGGAAAGGCAUUCGUCGGUGAGGUAGAGGAGGAGAAGGAAAAAGAUACCAAAAGGCUCGAAGAGAAGAGGGAAGCAAAGAGAUUGGAGAGAUUAAAUAGAGGGAAGAAGAGAAAGACGGGUCUAGCGGUGAUGAUAUUUCAGCUUCUGUGGCUCUAUGACUCGAUAUGUACUGAGAUUUCCAAGAGAUCCAAGUUUAACAAUCCAAUUGUGGCCAAAAACUUCACGAGAGACCUCAAUUUAAUACCAAUCUUGAAGAUCAAUAGCUUCAUCAAAUCGACCAAGACAAAUGAUAUCACUGCCAUCUUAUCUGAUUCAACUCAUAAAGUGUUUGCAAUAUUCCCUUUCAAGCCGACUAUAGUCAACUUCGAAAAUAGUUAUCAUCAGAGGAUCACCUAUCACACAUUGAAUUGUUCUAUUCGUAUUAAAAAAGCCAAUCUAAGAUUCGCUAGCAGACUAGAGGCUCUUGAAAACUAUGAGGUUGAUGUGAAUAUGGACUUAAUUAUUCUAGAAAUCCUUGAUUUGGAGAUUUUCCAACGAGACCAAGUUCGGGCAGAUCCCUCCUACGAACGAUCCUUGAAGUUCGUAUAUGACGAGGUUGGCUACAGGGCAAAAAAUGGAGACCAAUUCGGGUCCGAUUACGAAGUUGAGGAAUUAGGGACCAUGGAAUGGGCGUAA